Messenger RNA from Myotis daubentonii (Daubenton's bat), 1918 nucleotides. RefSeq names its product ubiquitin-like protein 4A. The record is from RefSeq and is a predicted model, not a curated record. The transcript has 2 exons. The coding region runs from base 1 to 567 and encodes 188 amino acids. Lineage: Eukaryota; Metazoa; Chordata; Mammalia; Chiroptera; Vespertilionidae.
AUGAGUGCUGGAAUAAUUGGGUUCUGGCGCGCGCCCAGGGCGGCGGCGCGCGGUAGGGGGCUGAGGGGUGCGUGUUGGCCUGGGUGGACGCUGCUGACGGUGAAGGCGCUCCAGGGCCGUGAGUGCAGCCUACAGGUGUCGGAGGAUGAGUUGGUGUCCACGCUGAAGCAUCUGGUCUCCGAGAAGUUGAACGUAGCCGUGCGCCAGCAGCGGCUGCUGUUCAAGGGCAAGGCCCUGGCAGAUGGGAAAAAACUCUCCGAUUACAGCAUCGGGCCCAAUUCCAAGCUCAACCUCGUGGUCAAACCUCUGGAGAAGGUGUUACUGGAAGAAAGUGCCACACAGAAACUGGCCGAGGCCCCGCCCUUGCGCCCACACGCCUGGCAGCUGAUUGCCAAAGUCUUGGCCCGCCACUUCAGUGCCGCAGAUGCCAACAGGGUCCUAGAUCAACUACAGAGGGAUUAUGAGAAGUCCCUGAGCCGCCUGACCCUGGAUGACAUCGAACGUUUAGCCAACCGCUUCCUGAACUCCGAAGUCACUGAAGUUAAGGAGAAGGGGUUCUCUAAAUAAGAUUCACGGAGUGUGGGGAUGAGCCCGGCCAGGCUGCAAGUUGCAUGUAGCAUUAAAUGUGUCCUCAUGUUGCAAUUUGGCUUAAAAUACUAGCUGGUGGGUACCCAGGAACCUGUACCCGGCUCUUGCGAGGUGCCAGGCACCGCCGAAAGCACUUGACCUGGGUUGGCUCCUCCACCUCAAAAGGUUGGACGGCUGACACUCCUUGCAAUGAAGUGAGGGAGCCUGAACCCAAGUCCAGCCAACUUCUCUAAGUGCCUCAGGAUGAGAACUCUGCAGGUCCAACCUGGGUGGGAGGCCAAGUGCCAGCCAGUCCUGGGCCCCCCAGCUGCUGCAGCCAGUGUGCAUGCAACGAAGGAAAAGCAGCUUGGGGAGUCGGGGCGAACAUCGCCCAGCUCUGUGGUGUGACCUCAGGCAACUCCCUGUGCCACGUUGGUCCCCGCCAUUGACUGCCCAGUGAAGGCCACUCCUUACACCUCACUCAGUUUCCUUCAUCCUGACUCCAGACCGGGGGCGGGCGGGGCGGGUGCCAGCAGCGUCCUCUCCUUUAUGUUCCAUAAACUGAGGCCAGCAGCCAAGCAGUAGCCAAGCAUGGCCCAGAGAGGGGGUGUCCUGGCCCUUCCUGUCAAGCUCUUCCCUGGGCACCCUCUGUACUUGACUCCCGCUGGACACGGGUAGUUCCUGCUCCGUAAGGAUGACAGGUGACUGGCUUGAGGUCACUCAUCAAGGCAGUGCCAGAGCCAGGCCUCAGCUGGGCCCCCAUGCCAUGUGCUCACCCAUAGAAUGGAAGCAGACCCUCCCCCCACCACGUGUGCACAAGGGCUUUCAUUUUGCACGCCCCUCGCUGCCCAAAAGGAAACCACAGAGUGCCAGGGAGCGGGCAGAAGCACAGCCUGGUGGCACUGGUCCUCCCACUUGCCUGGUAUGUGGGCACUAGAGUUCACCCAGGCACCUGCUCCUUGGAGGAGGUCACCAGGGCAGUUGAGGCGGGAAGGAAGCCGUGUGCACAGGAGGAUGGAUACCCGAGCCCUGCCACCCUCCCUGCCUGAGGCCCUGGGCUGGGAAGAAGGACAGAGGCCUUAUGGGCGAUGGAUUUGAAGAGCAGACGGAAAGCCCAGGCCCCAGCUGAGAGCUGGGAAUAUCAAACAGCAGGGCCUGCGAGGGAGCCCGUGUGAUCUAGCAGUUCACGUAACAGACCUGCCAACGCCCUCCUUUAUUCUGAGUCAGGAAUUUUAUGUUGAAAUUUUCAAUAGCACUAAAGGUGAAUGUGAGACUUUGAUCCAAAAAGAACUAUUUCAGCCAGGCUGCUUUUGGUUUCCCAUCAUUGGUUUAACCAUAAAAGAAAUUGGUU